AUCCAUAGAACCGUCUUUUUCUUUAGAUUCCCAUUGGGUUUGCUUCAUUUUUCUGAUUUUCCAUUAAAAACCAGUGUGCGCCUACAGAAAGAAUUCAUACAUGUCAACAAAACAGAAACAAACACGGCCGCUCCUUUUUUCUCUCCCGCUCUGAUCCAACUUCCUCGUUUUAGGAGACUCCUUAUCUUACACACUCAAGGAAUUAUUAAUUAUUAUUAGUAUUUUCCAAAAAAGAGUACUUUGUUACCUAAAUUUAUUUUAAUGAAUUUGUGGAAAACAAUGUUCUGAGAAUAAAAGUAACGGUGACUCCAACGUGGAAUUCUUUAACCCUCAUUCAGGACCAACGUAUUAUACAACGGCUUUUCAAAAGAUUCAUCGAUCAGCAAGAAGUUUAACGGCUAAUAUAUGCUUCCUGUCGAAAUUGAAUAAUAAUGAGAUCGAAGGAUCAUGCUCCCAGAAAUGUGCAGAAAAGUGACAGAAUCCACAAGAAUCCAGGAAGUCCGCGAAGCCAAAAGGUAUCAGCAAAUUGGAAUCCUUUUGAUUCUUGCAGGCCCAUUGUGGAGGAAGCUCCUGUCUUUCAUCCAACUGCUGAGGAAUUUCAAGAUACAAUUGGUUACAUAGAAAGCAUACGGCCCAUGGCCGAGGCAUACGGUAUAUGUAGAAUAGUACCUCCUCCAUCAUGGAGUCCACCUUGCCCCCUUAAAGACAAGAAUGCAUGGAAAUGUGCUAAAUUCUCUACGCGAAUCCAGAAAGUUGACUUACUUCAAAAUAGAGAACCGAUGAGAAAGAAAAGACAUCGAAAGAGAAAGCGUAGGACACAAUUUAGCUCUAGGCCAAGGAGACGUGUCCGUACUGAAGAUUUAGAAUCAAAUGCUGCUUCUGAUUCGGAGGAGAAGUUUGGUUUCCAAUCAGGAUCAGACUUUACACUCGAGGAUUUUCAGAAAUUUUCCGAUGAAUUUAAAGAAUCUUAUUUCAAAAUUAACGACACAAGAGAAGGAAGUGUUAUCGAGAGUGUAGAGGGCAAAAGAUUGUUACCAUCGGUUGAAGAUAUUGAAGGCGAGUACUGGCGGAUUGUUGAGAAGCCAGAAGAUGAGGUGGAGGUAUACUAUGGAGCUGAUUUGGAAACUGGAACCUUCAGGAGUGGAUUUCCUAAGGAGUCAUCAUUAUCAACCGACACUGUAAUUGAUCAAUAUGUGACAUCAGGCUGGAAUCUGAAUAACCUCCCACGUCUGCCUGGUUCUGUAUUGCGUUUUGAAGAGUGCGAUAUCUCUGGGGUGGUGGUACCCUGGCUUUACGUAGGAAUGUGCUUCUCUUCAUUCUGCUGGCAUGUUGAAGACCACCAUCUCUACUCACUGAACUAUUUGCACUGGGGUGAUCCAAAAGUUUGGUAUGGAGUGCCUGCAAGUCAUGCCUCUGCACUGGAAGAUGCAAUGAGAAAGCACUUGCCGGAUCUGUUUGAAGAACAACCUGACUUACUUCAUGAACUUGUCACUCAAUUGUCUCCUUCAGUAUUAAAGUCGGAGGGUGUACCAGUGUAUCGAGCCGUCCAGCAUUCUGGGGAGUUUGUUCUUACCUUUCCAAGAGCUUAUCACUCUGGAUUUAACUGUGGCUUUAAUUGUGCGGAGGCUGUAAAUGUGGCGCCUGUCGAUUGGUUACAACAUGGACAGAAUGCAGUGGAGCUCUAUAGUGCACAACAUCGUAAGACGUCGUUGUCACACGAUAAGUUGCUUUUUUCUGCUGCUCAGGAAGCUGUCAGGGCACUUUUGGAUCUCUCAGUUCUGAAGAAAGAAAAUUCAGAAAAUUUGAGAUGGAGAAGUGUCUGUGGGAAGGAUGGGAUGCUUACCAAGGCAGUCAAGACAAGGGUUCAAUUAGAGGAGAAAAGAAUAGAGAAUCUUUCAGAAGUCACGUGCUUUCGGAAGAUGGAAAAAGAUUUUGAUCUGAAAAUCGAGAGGGAAUGUUUUUCAUGCUUCUUUGACUUGCACCUAUCUGCUGCUUGUUGCAGUUGUUCCUUGGAGCAGUUUGCAUGUCUUGAACAUGCAAAUUUCAUCUGUUCAUGUGAACCAAAAAACAGAUUUGUCCUUCUCCGCUACACCAUGGAGGAGUUGAACAUGCUUGUUAAGGCAUUGGAAGAGAGCAUGGAUUGUGUAGAAUUAUGGGUGUCCAAGGAAAUUGGAUUGGUUCCAUUAACUAGUAAUAAUGUUGACACCAUGAUACUGGCUCAAGUUAGAGAUGGAGAUGGAAUUAACUUCCCUGAGAAAAUGGAAAUUCCUAGCACAUCGUCACAUGUAAUUGAGAACCCAGGUUAUAGUGUACAUAGUCCUCAAAACACGAGAAACGGGGAUAAACCUGAAUCUCCUAGCCUAGACGCUGAUUCUAAGAUAGGGCAGAAAUGCCAUACUGAUAUGAGUCUUGAUGACUCGUCUGAUGACCACAGAAUCAGGUCUCGAGAAGCUUUUAAUAGCUGUAAAAAUGAGAUUGUAGAUGCUGGUGGAAUCAGGGAAUCAAAAGGUAUGCAACAAAUGAAUUUGGAUUUGGAUUCAAAAAGAGAGCAGGAUGUAAUACAACUGGGGAGUGAUUGUGGUUCGACUGUAUCCAAUGUUGCUUCAGACAACGGUUUUCCUCUAAAGUCAAGUAAUAUGGGUUGCUGCGUUGCACCUGUUGGAACUAAGCUGCUCGGGGUUGAUCUUUUUUCUAGUCCACCUUCAGGUGUUCCAGAGACAAGCUCAUUAAAAACUGAAACGAUGGACUUCUUGUUUAAUGGGAUUUGUCAGGUCAGUCCAGACUCUGUACAGAAGUUAAGCUUCCAUGUGGAUCCUAUAAAAUUUGGAUCUGUUGUUUAUGGAAAGCUGUGGUGCAACAAGGAGGCCAUAUUCCCUCAAGGAUUUAAAAGUUGUGUGUUCUUCAAUGUAUGCAACCCUAUGAUUAAGAGUAACUAUGUAUCUGAAAUCCUGGAUGCUGGGCUACUUGGACCUAUGUUCAAGGUAACUUUAGAAGAUCAUCCAUACCAAAGUUUUACGAACGUCUCUCCAGAAAAAUGCUGGGAAAUGGUGCUGCAGAGACUUAAUCAAGAAAUAGAGACACAAAGAUCGUCAGGGAAGCAAGGACUGCCAUCCUUACUGCCUUGCAUCAAUGGUCUCGAAAUGUUCGGAUUUCUUUCCCCGUCCAUUGUUCAUGCAAUUGAGGCUCUUGAUCCGCAUCACCAGUGCAUUGAAUACUGGAAGAACAAGAUGCUAUCCACUUCAGGUGAUUCUCUGGCUGCCAGAGAGCACCCUGUGGAAAUGAGGCAUGGUGAAGGGGCAAAAGCACGUAGUUCUGAAGGCAGCAGCAAUUCUUUAUCUGAUGAUAAGAUACAGUACAUAUUCCGAAGAUUAUUGAGGAAAGCUGAUUCUCAGGAGAUGGAAGUAAUGCAUAGAAUAUUAUGCAAUGGGUCGAGUAGCUCCAAAUGGAGAGUAGCACUUGCAACGUUGACAGAGGAGAUAGCGAAAGAAUACGAAAAAGAGUCUGACAGCUAACCGUGUUUUUUGGAUUCUAGAUAGCAAAAUUCUUUGGUCUCGUUAUGCAAUUCUUUUUCCUAAUCGGUAUAAACAGGGUGCAAUCAUUUGUGGCAUUGAUGGUAUAGAUUUUUAUAAAAAUUAGAAAAAAAUUGACGUGGCCUUGUUCGAUAAAGAGCUUUUGAGUUCAGUUUUUAUGCGAAAUAUUAAGUUGGUCAUUAAA
Molecule: messenger RNA, 3714 nt
Organism: Olea europaea var. sylvestris
Lineage: Eukaryota; Viridiplantae; Streptophyta; Magnoliopsida; Lamiales; Oleaceae
Product: lysine-specific demethylase JMJ18-like
Biological process (GO): chromatin remodeling
Cellular component (GO): nucleus
Molecular function (GO): histone H3K4me/H3K4me2/H3K4me3 demethylase activity
Source: RefSeq, a predicted model, not a curated record